AAAUGUAUCGAGAGGGAGUUUCCAGCAAACGAAAUUUGGAAUAUUAAGGUGUCAGCGUACAUGCCCGUCUACAUGUGUAGUUCAUCCUGAAUGCUGGUCCAGGAGAUACACACCGCAGCAUGCUGUUGUGAAGUUGAAGCGUAUUAGGGCAGGAUGCAGUCUUCAAACCACCGACUACGAGAUAUGGAGCAGCACCACCCGCUGCUGUCGGCAGGUGCAGAUGUCGAGACAGGGAGCCUGGCAGCCGGUGUGAUGGUUGGGGGCCCCCACGCGGCCCAUACAGCAGGGAACCGCACACUGUGGUUCAUUCAGGACAGCUGUGGCAUGGUGUGUGCAACCAUGACCUGGUUCCUGGUGCUGUAUGCGGAAUUUGUGGUGAACUUUGUCAUGCUUCUGCCCGCCAAGAACUUCUGGUACUCACUGCUGAACGGGGCCACCUUCAACUCGCUGGCUGUUCUUGCAUUAGCCUCACACCUGCGCACCAUGUUGACUGACCCGGGUGCAGUUCCUAAGGGCAAUGCUACUAAGGAGUAUAUGGAGAGCUUGCAGCUGAAGCCUGGUGAGGUCAUCUACAAGUGCCCAAAGUGCUGCAGCAUCAAGCCUGAGAGAGCACACCACUGCAGUAUUUGUAAACGAUGCAUCCGGAAGAUGGAUCAUCACUGUCCCUGGGUCAAUAACUGUGUGGGAGAAAAGAAUCAGAGAUUCUUUGUUCUUUUCACUAUGUACAUAGCCUUGAUUUCCGCCCAUGCACUGGGCCUCAGCGGUAUGCACUUCUUCACCUGUAUUAAAGUCCAGUGGAGCGAGUGCAGCGAAUUCUCUCCAGGGGUGUCUGUGCUGCUGCUGAUUUUCCUCUGUCUCGAAGCCAUCCUCUUCCUCACUUUCACAGCUGUAAUGUUUGGUACGCAGAUCCACUCCAUCUGCAACGAUGAGACGGAGAUUGAACGUCUUAAAAAUGAGAAGCCAACAUGGGAACGUCGCAUGAGAUGGGACGGAAUGAAAGCUGUAUUUGGAGGUCCACCUUCUCUGCUGUGGUGCAAUCCGUUCACGGGCCUGCGUCUGCGGCGUUUGAUGCUGUUGACCCACGGUCGCCGUGCCGGGUCUGAGUUUUCUGUCUGAGAAGCAGGGCAGACUGAUGCAACUCACCAAGACUUGACCGUGCCGAAAGCAAGAUUUCUUGUAUGCCCUCUUUGGCUGCGGCUGAGAUGGACCUCUUUUCCCUGAGGCUGCCCUUCUUGAGUGGGUGACACGGAGACAUGCUGCUGCAGUGGGACCCCAGUGCAUCACAACCGCCACUGAAAGUUUGUAUUGUCACUUUCACAUGCUGAUGUAGACCCAACACCUUUGGCGUUGGUCUGCACAAGUAUGCUGAACAACUGGAAUAUUUUUUUUUUUUGACAUGAGCAGCUUUUCGGUUUGUUUUGUGUGUUUUUACAUAAAGCAUGCAGUAUGUAACUCAAAUGACUCUUUUACUCCUGACCAUAUAAGGUGCUGUUCAAAGUCAACUCAUGCACCUUUAAUACACAAUUAGAGCAGUUUCUUUUCUUUGCUGCAGACAUGACAUUCAAGAAUUGUCUUUGAGUUUUUUUUUUGAGGGAGGAUCAGCAACAUAUCUUUCAUCAUCACUGGACCCAGACAAGUGGAAUCGAGAUUGGGAAAUGCUUGAAAGCGCUUUUAUUGGACCCAGACAAGGGAAUCACAGUAAAGGACAUGCACACAUGACACUUGAAAAGAGCCUGGAUAUGGAGCACAGUGAACAUCAGAGAUUGAACUGUGCCGUCUCAAUUUGCAUGUAUAACAGCUCAAUCAGUCAGCAUCUCAGCCUGGAAAAAUAGGCUUUCAUCAUCUUCAAAUUAAUGAACAGGCUACUGUGAACACAAGCCUCAUUCUUAUUCAAGAAGACUGAGUGGCAUUUCCAAUCCAUUCUUCUCCUUUGUCAUGGUUUCUCCUUCCGUGGCUGAAAUGAUUGAUUCUUUAGGUUACUCAGGCCAGUAGAAAUUAAUUUUCCCUUUUUUUUUUCUUUUUCAAAAUAACUGCUGAAGCUCCAUCACCGUGACCACUCCUCAACAGCUGACCGUAUGACUCACUGGAGAUGAGUGCUGUUACUCUGAGUCUCCAUUUGGACAAAAAAAUAAAUAAAAUAGACAGUUUUGUAGUAAUUGUAUGUGUUUAUAAAUUUGCCAUUCCGCCACUCCUACAUGCUGCUCAACAUCUCUAGAACAGUUGGUGACUGCCAGACCACUGAUGUGAUAUGGGUUGGAGACGGAGUGUUAACAGAAUUGUUUUACUCAGUUUUUUCCUCUAUGUGGAGAACUGGAGCCUACUUCUGUGUGUAGUAGUAUGUAAGAACAGUUGGAUUAGACAUAAUAGCAUUUAAACCCCAGAAAAACACCCUUACAAACUCUCCAGACAGAGCCAAGUCUGAGACGUGGUCACUUUGCAUGCUCCUCGGCCAACCAUGUGGUGCACAGCGUUUUGAAAAGGAGGACUUGAAACACUCGCACAACCUCCUUUUGGCUCAUUGUGAGCUCAUUGGGAUCUGCAGAGCCAAGCUCCAUUGUGAAGUCAGCCUGUAGAUUUACAAAGGAAAUGCUUUGCUUAAAAAAAAAAAAAACAAAAGGCUGAGGUACCAGGCUCAUUAUACAAGCUUUAAUACUGAACAAAGUCUCGGGGAGCUCAGCAGAUGCUUGCCAGGCCUUUUCCUACUUUCCACUCCAGAGAGGCCUGUAAACAUCGAGGUGCAGGAUAGUAGCAGACACUUUCCCGGGUGUUACUAGAACACUUAUCCAUGCCUUUGAAAUCAUUCAGUCAAGUGAAUUUAUCAGCUUGAAAGAUAUUGUAAUUUUUUUUUUUUUUGCCAUAUUUAUGAAAGUGUCCAUUUUGUGACCACUUGUCUCCUUUUUUUAUUUUUUUUCUGCAUAGUUAAUGAGCCUGUUAGCACUGGAUGAAUGUGGCUUUUUGAAUCUGUGGUUCAGGAUUUAAAGUCAAGUCCUGACUUACAGGCCGGUAUUGUCAAAGUAUUAUCAAAUCUAGACUUUCAAAGUCUCUUUUUCUUGCUUGUUGAACAGUAUACUGCUGUUUGUUCUCAUCUGUGGUUGUCAGAAGGAACUCUAUCUCCACUGUUUACACUAAAUGAUGACACCUGAUGCUCUAUGGUGAUAAUGUUUUAGGAAAUAUGCUGUCAUUAGAAUGUAAAAUGUGUCUAUUUUGGGACUAAGGGUCAAGGUACUGAAAGCUAACUGAUAUCAGGGGAAUUUAUUAAGGGUCUCAUUUCUUAUUUUAUUUUUGCUGGACUGCCUAACUUCAGCAACAGUUUUCUGGUUAUUAAAUGUCAGGAGAACAUGACUUUCCUAUUAAAAUGUUGUCAUACUUUCUCCAUAUUCAGCACAUUCACCCAUUAUUUUAACAUGCCCAGUGAAGAUGAGUAAAGUUCAACCAAACACACGUCCUUUGAAAUUAUUUGCACAUGUAGAAAUGGAAGACGGUUUGUAGAAGAUUAGCCAGAAAACGGCGUGAAAAUCCGGCUCUUUAGUUGUACAGGUGCACAAGUGUGUUCCCAAUCAGGCAACAGCUGUUAUUAAAAUAGUCGCAGGUAUUAGAGGCAAAAUUACAUCCAAAGCUAGUGAACUGCCAAGAGUGCAAAAAAAAUGUCAUCCGAAUACAAGCAAAUAAACAGCGCGAGAGUAACAGGACUAAUACAGUGCUAAACUUUAACUUGUAUUUAUAUUAGGUAGAUAAACAUCAGAUCUAAUACAGGUUGACAAAUACCGCUGUGCUGACUGGCUAUAAAUGUCUCUUAUUGGGUUUGGACACAAGUGUUUGAUGCAUACCAGUGUUGAACGAUAGGACAGUCCGGUUUCAUGACCAAACUCAGAUGCUGUGAUUUUAAUGUAUUAAAAUAAGCUUCUGUUACAGGGUGUGUAGUUUUACAUUCAUGUUCAGCAAUAGAAUCACUGAAUGGUAUUUUUUUGAUGGAUUAUUCUUCGUGUCUCUACAUUCUGCUGUAUGACGUACAAAGCUACAAUCACUGUGGAGAGAUGUUAAACUGUGGAACGAUGUGCAAAGUUGUGUACACCAACACUAUUUUGUUAAACCUUUUUCCCUCACACUAGUUGGCAGGUAAAGAGGAUUUAUGCAGAGAAUCUAGGAUAAAGAGCAUUUUGUGAUGUAUAUUGAUGAUUCUUAACAGGAUGGAUGUUUGAUCACAGAUUUACCAUUUAACAUGACCAUGGACAGUUGAGAAAGAUUUCAUUUCCUACUCUCCCGAGAGAAUGUUUCUUCAUGAACAAAAGUACUUCAGCUUUAUAAACAAAGUAUAAAGGUUACUAUUAACAAUAUAUAAAUGGAAUGUUUUAUUCAAGUUUUUUUUUUUUUUUAAAUUAAUGUGUCAUAAUCUGAUAAUGUCAUAUCGUUAAUGUCAUCCUUUUACAUAAUAAAGUUGAUUAAAUUAAA
Stegastes partitus (bicolor damselfish) is the source of this 4449-nucleotide messenger RNA. It is a transcript of the gene zdhhc7, whose product is annotated as zDHHC palmitoyltransferase 7. The record is from RefSeq and is a predicted model, not a curated record. NCBI's taxonomy places the organism in Eukaryota, Metazoa, Chordata, Actinopteri, Pomacentridae. The transcript has 8 exons. The coding region runs from base 154 to 1116 and encodes 320 amino acids. Gene Ontology annotation, molecular function: palmitoyltransferase activity.